This is a messenger RNA of Ruditapes philippinarum (Manila clam), 2513 nucleotides long. RefSeq lists its product as uncharacterized. Gene Ontology annotation, molecular function: oxidoreductase activity; copper ion binding. Bases 97 to 2109 code for a protein of 670 amino acids. Lineage: Eukaryota; Metazoa; Mollusca; Bivalvia; Venerida; Veneridae. The record is from RefSeq and is a predicted model, not a curated record. The transcript has 4 exons. Gene Ontology annotation, cellular component: plasma membrane. Gene Ontology annotation, biological process: iron ion transport.
UACUGUGUAAAAUAAAACCCAUCGAUCCACGAGUGGAAGAGAAAUAUACGGAUUGUAGGGAACUUUUAACUAUUAUAAUAAUUAUAUUUAGUCAAAAUGACUGCUGAAUGGACAAGCGGGAGAAACACCGCAAUAAUCGUCGUCACAGUUAGCCUGUUUUGUGGAGUUCAUGGUCAUGAUGGCGCGUGCCAUACGGAGGCAAAGUCUUGUGAGCUGUAUCUAGAUGUCAGUUCAUGGUUGCCAAUGAGACGGAAUAAUAAUGAAAAGGUUUAUAUCAAUGAAACAGAUGGUCUACUUUAUAUUCAUGGAGAUACCACAAAUACCACUGUUGAUCCCGAGGAUGUAGUGCUAGCCGACGGUUCUCCGCAUGAACGGGCUUUAAUACUUUUUAAUAAAACUAUGCCAGGACCAACAAUAACUGUUUAUGUCAAUCAAGAAGUGAUUAUUCAUGUUAGGAAUCACAUGACCAGUCACGGUGUGACGGUUCACUUUCAUGGCAUUGACAUGAAAGGGACUCCAUGGAUGGAUGGUGCAGCUUUCGUUACACAGUGUCCAAUCUUACCUGGACAAACAUUUACAUACAAAUUCACACCAAACCGACAUGGAACAUUUUAUUACCAUUCCCACACUGGUCCUCUAGUAAGCAUGGGCCUAGUCGGUGCUUUUAUUGUAAAGGAGAGAAAAACAGACGACAUUGAAGAGAAAGUGAUGAUGAUCCAAGACUAUAAUAAUGCACAAUCUUCUGAUGAGAUGUAUGUAAGUUCAGCAAUGCUAGGAUUUUUCAAUACUGAAGGUGAACGCUUAGGAAACACGGAACGACUUGAUGGAACAUACACACCUAUUAUCAAAGUCACGUCGUCUUUGAUCAACGGUAGAGGCCGUGUAUUAAACAAACAAGGGGAACAUUUAACAAAAACACCUCUUACUAUUUUUACGGUAGAAAAGGGAAAACAAUAUCGGUUUAGAGUUAUAGGAGGGGGAUUUGCCUAUCAAUACAAAGUUUCCGUAGAUGGUCACAAACUUACUGUCGUUGCAGCAGAUGGGUCUGAUAUUGAACGAAUUGUGACAGAUUCAAUCAUUUUGAGUACCGGGGAACGGUUUGACUUUAUUCUUGAAGCUAAUCAGUCGGUCGGCAACUUCUGGAUUCGUGCAGAGACCCUUGAAAAAUAUCAUAACCGAAGUGCCUUUGCAAUACUUAGAUACACAGGAGCCCCCAUACAGUAUCCGUUUACAGCACCAAAAAUAUGUUCAUCAAAUGACCCGUGCGCUGUUGUUAAUUGCCCUUUCGAAACGUUUCCUAACUGGACAUGCUUGAAUGCUGAUCAAAUGCGUAGUGCUUCUGAAAAUGAAUCGGCUCCAGAUCACAAAUCAGGAAAAUUUAAGGAAUUUUUUGUUAAUGUUGGAUUUGCUGUGCGCGAAGAUAAUGUUGUCAUGGGUCAUAUGAAUGGAGUUAGCCUCAAGCUGCCAACUGUGUCCGCUUUAACGCAACCGAAAGAAGUGACUGACAUAUGUGCCGAGUCACAUAACUGCAACGCUGGAAAAUUCUGUACAUGUAACCGACCAUUAAAUGUUGACUUUGGGGAUAUAGUGCAAAUAAAUUUUGUAAGUGCAGGCUCUUUGAAUAUUGUAAGUCACCCAAUACAUGUUCACGGAUAUUCAUUUCAUGUCAUGAAAAUUGGCUAUGGAACAGAAAACCCGGCACUAUAUCCAAAAUACGGGAUGAACGAUAAUAUCAAGUGUACCGGGUUAUGUUACGGCAACAUAACAUGGUCCGAGGAGUCAUGGAAAGAUGGAAAUAUUCCAAGUGUAAAUUUCAGCAAGUUGCCGCGCAAGGAUACAGUAACCGUGCCUGCUGGUGGUUUUGUGGUCAUUAGAUUUAAAGCAGAAAAUCCUGGACUUUGGUUUAUUCAUUGUCACCAGGAAUACCAUGGUCAAAAAGGUCUAGGGUUACUCUUAAAUGAUUCCUUCUCGCGCGUUCCAAGACCACCAGACGGAUUCCCAGAAUGUAGGAAUUUCCAAUUCAAAACGACCGAAAAAAACAAAAACCCAGUUUCUACGACAGUUGGGACUUCGAUCGACAACACAAGAAAAUCAAAAAGUUACUGCUGAAGAUAACAGAACCUACAGUGAAGAGGAAUUCUGGGGAAUGUUUGGAGCCUUUUUGUUUGUUCUUCUUCUCCAAUUUGUAAUAACAGUCGUCUGCUUACGAAGAAACAAAGCUUCAAUGGCGUUCAACUGAUAAAGGGGAAUAACUCUUGUAGAAGAAAUAAAGCUUCAAUGGCGUUCAAUUGAUAAAGGGGAAUAACUCUUGUAGUGAUAUACUAUUUUAUAAUGUUAAAGGGAAUCAACUUUUCUUUCUCGUAUACUAGUUGACAGAAUGGGAUUCUCGUUGAUUAUAUAAUUUUUAUGAUCAUGUUCCAGUCGCUUUCUUGCUUUAAAUGAUCGCUAUCAGUGUAUGAACAGAUUACAUUCUUCAUCAACAAGUAUCUUCUAAUGAAGAAAAAAAGCUUGUG